GUCAUUCAUUGUUCAUCUAUUAUCUUUGAAUAUGUAAUUAGUAAAACAGCCUAACCGUAAACACGAUACAUUAUAAUAAUGUAUUCCUGUAGUCAUUUGUAAUGUUCAAAAUAUUACUUAUGUGUUGUAAAUACAUUUCUAGAUACUUUACACUGAGCUGACUUUUAGUCUGUUCUGCAGUUUUAUAAUACGGACUCUUAGGGCCGCUGUUGACCAGAGUGUUGAUGUUGAGUGUUGUAACAGCACCUCCCAUGUAACAUCACCACAGUGCAGAGAAAACACGACGGGAAAAGAACGGAAGGUUCUGGUUGUUGAGAAUUUUUUAAAAAGAAGAAGAAAGAUUUUGAUCUGCAAGACUUUCCUCCAAUGAGUCGGUUAUGCAGCUGUUGAUUUGAGAUUUGACCUGUGGUAUCUGUUUUUGUAUGGAAUAUAAGCAGACUGGAGUCUAACUGGGGCAAAAUGGAUAGAACAAUGAAUCGGCAAGUACUGUUGUGUAUCACUCUCCUUUACUUUGACUCGGUGUUGGGGCAGGUCAGCUACUCUAUUCCGGAGGAAAUGGCGAAAGGCUCUUUGGUGGGCAAUGUAGCGCAAGAUUUAGGUUUAGAAAUAAAACGUUUGAUGUCAGGUAAAGCUAAGAUCUAUACGAGGAACACCGACGAGUACAUCGAGCUGAGCAGAGAGAGAGGAGUCCUCCUCGUCAAAGAGAGAAUCGACAGAGAGGUGCUUUGUACAGAGACGGCAAUUUGCGCUUUACAUUUCCAGAUUAUUUUAGAGAAUCCUAUGGAGUUUUACACUGUUACCGUCCAGAUCACAGAUAUCAAUGAUAAUUCACCGACCUUUGAGAAAAAUGAGAUGAAAUUCAAAAUUAGCGAGUCAGCGAUCAACGGAGCAAAAUUUGUGCUAGAAAGGGCGGUGGAUCUUGACGUUGGAAUUAAUGAUAUUCAAAACUACAAUUUAAAACCAACAGAUAAUUUUGCUCUGAAACUGCACAAUAACGCUGAUGGAAAUAAAAACGUUGAAAUUGUGCUACAAAAACAUUUAGAUAGAGAGGAACAAGAGCAGAUAUCUCUUGUGUUAACGGCUGUAGAUGGAGGAGAGCCGCAGAUGUCUGGAACAAUGCUGAUUGUCAUUACAGUUUUAGACGCUAACGAUAACGCCCCCGUUUUUACACAGCCAACAUACAAGGCCACAGUUACUGAGAAUUCACCUAAAGGCACAAUUGUUGCCACUGUAACAGCCUCCGAUGCAGAUCAGGGUUCUAACGCUGAAAUAACUUAUUCAAUCACAAAUACAUUGGACAAUAUCAGGACGUUAUUUGACGUAACUAAAGAAAACGGCGAAAUUUCAAUAAUUGGAAACAUUGACUUCGAAAAGUCAAGACACUUUGAAAUAAAUGUACUUGCUAGUGACGAUGGAGGACUUACAGAUUCUUGUAAAUUGAUUGUCGAUGUGCAAGACGUGAACGACAACAAGCCUGAAAUAAACAUAAUGUCGAAAUCAACUGUGAUAUCAGAGGAUGCCAAACUCAAUACUGUUGUUACAAUGAUAAAUAUAGAGGAUUUAGAUUCAGGAGAAAACGGAAUCGUGAAAUGCUUUAUUAGCGAAAACAUACCCUUCACUCUAAAAACAUCGACAAAUAAUUUCUAUAGUUUGGUGACAGACAAUUAUUUAGAUAGAGAGAGAUCCUCUGAGUAUAAUAUAACUGUGACCUGUUCUGAUGAGGGAGUGCCCUCCCUCUCCAGCAGCGUCACUUCAACCUUACAGAUCUGAUGAAUGAUAACGCGC
Etheostoma spectabile (orangethroat darter) is the source of this 1785-nucleotide messenger RNA. Its product is annotated as protocadherin gamma-B3. Gene Ontology annotation, molecular function: calcium ion binding. NCBI's taxonomy places the organism in Eukaryota, Metazoa, Chordata, Actinopteri, Perciformes, Percidae. Gene Ontology annotation, biological process: homophilic cell-cell adhesion. Gene Ontology annotation, cellular component: plasma membrane. The record is from RefSeq and is a predicted model, not a curated record. Bases 460 to 1770 code for a protein of 436 amino acids. The transcript has a single exon.